Molecule: messenger RNA, 1304 nt
Organism: Hyaloscypha bicolor E
Lineage: Eukaryota; Fungi; Ascomycota; Leotiomycetes; Helotiales; Hyaloscyphaceae
Exons: 3
Coding region: 188-1195 (335 amino acids)
Biological process (GO): lipid storage
Cellular component (GO): lipid droplet
Molecular function (GO): lipase activity
Source: RefSeq, a predicted model, not a curated record
GUCUUUUUUGAUUUGUACAUUUUAUUGAUCUCAUCUUCUCAUUGCAUUGCUUUUCAACGUAGAGGCAGAACUAUGGCGGUUUGAACAAGCAAAGACAGGCCGCUAAAGUCAUAUCCAGCUCCUCUAUUCGCCUUUCCGUACCGAACUCGCCCUCUUCUCCAAGCUCUUCUAGGCCCAGCAGAGCACAAUGCCUUCUGGACCUCCGGGUACCGUUCAAGGUCCUGGAGAAAUAUCUUUCCACCCCCUCUCCGAAAAUCCCUCCUCAUCUCAUCACCUGAUCUAUUUCAUCACUGGAAACCCCGGCUUGAUAUCCUACUACCACACUUUCUUCCAAACCCUCCACGGCCUCCUCAGCUCAUCCUCUACCUCAACCUCAAACAUCUACCACAUCCACGGCCAAUCCCUUGCCGGUUUCGAAGACGAGGCGACAAACCCUCUUAUUACAACACCCUACAGCCUUUCAGACCAAAUCUCGUUAUCCCUCAGUACCCUCCAAGACCUCCGGAUCCCCGCAGGGCCCAAGAAAUCCCAACCCUACACAAGCGUCAUCCUAAUCGGCCACUCAGUCGGCUCCUACAUCCUGCUCGAACUCAUCAACCGCCUGCGGAAACCCUCCUCUCCCCUCAACAUCAAAGCCGGGAUCCUGCUCUUCCCAACAGUAACACACAUAGCGCAAUCCCCCAGCGGCGUCAAAAUCAGCACUCUUUUCAAAAUCCCGGACUUCCCUAGGAGAGCGAGUUUUGUGGCCAGGAACUUGGUGAGUCUGGUGCCGAGAGCUGCGUUGAGGUGGUUGGUGGGCCUGGUGACGGGGAUGCCGGAUGAAGCUGCGGAGAUCACGACGGGGUUCUUGAGAAGUCGGAUGGGGAUUUGGCAGGCUUUGCAUAUGGCGAGGGAUGAGAUGGAGCAGAUUACGGAGGAUAGGUGGGAUGAGAAUAUUUGGGGUGUGGAGCAUGAAGAUGUUGAUCAUAAGUAUCGAGUCCCGAAGUUAAUAUUCUACUUUGGAGAAAAGGAUCAUUGGGUUGCGGACCAUACUCGAGAUGCGUUGAUUGCUGCUAGAGGACGAGGAGAGGAAGAAACGAAGAGCUCGAAGCCGAUUAUGCUGAUUGAUGAGAAUGGCGUAGAUCAUGGGUUUUGCAUUAGACACAGCGAGAGCAUUGCUAAGAAGGUCAAGGUGUGGAUAGAUGAUAUUAUGUGAGAAUAAAAAUCGAAGCUGUAAAUGUUAAGGUGUUCCAAACCGUGUUGGGACAAUGGUCGAACAGGACUUCAAACGUUCCAGAACCUAUGGUACACUCUCAUAAAGAUCA